Messenger RNA from Vitrella brassicaformis, 854 nucleotides. The record is from the annotation of a GenBank genome assembly. NCBI's taxonomy places the organism in Eukaryota, Vitrellaceae.
AUGGAUGAACGACGACUUGGCAAGCCAGUGGUUGGCCUUCACAGCCCUUCCCAGCCGUCUCUGCUACUGCCUCUGACGAAAACAGGACGAAACAGCAGGGUUUAGGGUCAAGGGUUUGGGGGGUGGCGGGUGGACGAGGAACGCAGGAAAGGUGCGCCACUGCGUCUGGUGGAGCUGCGUUAGCGGUCGGCACCAGCUCGGUUGUGGUCAAUUGACGGGUAUCGUAUCGGCGUUGGGGUGUUCCGCUUCCUUGUUCUUCAAGUUGCCGCCGGCUAUCGAGGGCAACUUCUUGGACUCUAUUGCCGCCGAGAAGGGGAACUUCUUUGUCGGAUUCGCCAAAUACGGACAUUGGAAGGUACGAUCGUCAAGGGAUCGGCGAUACGGUCGACAAGGGAUCGGGGGGAGUUGAGAGACGGUCCAAUGGUCCAGGAAGACAGAGAGGCGUUCAGAUUAGAGAGGCAGGGCUGCCUGAGCUGUCAACGUUUGAGUCUGACCGAAGGAAGUCGUGUCUCACCCACUUGCACCGGGAGUGCACGCUUCACUGUGUGGUCGUUGUGUGUGUGUGUGUGUUGUGUGCAGCUGAAGUUGGUACUCGUACGCACAAGCAGUGCCGGUCGCAUUUCCAGAAGACCUUCCUCUACUCACUGCCCGAAACCGAGCGCCAGGAGGUGGGCAGGGAGGGCGACGCGACACACACGGGAGGGCGGGGAGAGGGAGAGAGGCGCUUUGCAAUGGAAUCCCUCAACCAGUCGUGUGUGUGGUCUGUGUGUGGUGGCGUCUGUGCAGCGCGCCCAGCAGUUUAUCCAGCAGGAGUUGGAGCGUACGUGAUGGCUGAGCAGGGUGCUUAUCCCCCC